Linum tenue is the source of this 2198-nucleotide messenger RNA. Lineage: Eukaryota; Viridiplantae; Streptophyta; Magnoliopsida; Malpighiales; Linaceae. The record is from the annotation of a GenBank genome assembly.
CGCAGGCAGGCCCAGCAGCAGAAAUAACAGAGACGACAAUAAGGAAGAGAUUGGCGGCCGUUGUCAUUGUUACGAUUUAAUUUAGAAGACCAGUUUCCAGACUUUGACUUGCGUUAUCGAUGGCUGACGAAGCUGCUGCUGCUUCACGACCUGCUACUAGCGUCGACGCCCCACCGAUUGCUAUUGGUAAUAUUGCUGAGAAAAAGUGCAACUUCCCAAUGCUGGUGUUCUUCCGUGACGCAAGAUGUGUAUUUAAGAUGGACGCGCUGGGUUCGGAGAUACUAAAAAUCGCCAUCCCGGCGGCAAUGGCCUUAGCAGCCGAUCCCGUGGCUUCUUUGAUCGACACGGCUUUCAUUGGUCACUUAGGACCCGUGGAGAUAGCUGCAGUUGGGGUGGCGAUUGCAAUAUUCAACCAAGCUUCUAAAGUGACAAUCUUCCCAUUGGUGAGCAUCACAACUUCCUUCGUCGCUGAGGAGGAAACCGUGCAGCGGAUCGAAAGUGAGAAACGUGAGGACACAGGGAAAGCGGUGGUGGUGGAAGCAGAUGGCGAGUCGACGACAGACUUGGAGAAAGGCAAAGGCAUAGCAGGCUCUUCUCCUCCUCCACAGAAUGACGAUGAUGAUGACGAUGAUGAUGAGGGCAAAAAGAAGGAGGUCAGCGUGGGAAUGGAAUCCAGUGGCUGCGCAUUAGAUGGAGAUGUCGGGGGGAACCAUAAUAAUAAGGAAGUGAUGACAAAGAAGAAGAGACAUAUCCCGUCAGCAUCCACGGCAAUAGUUGUUGGUGGAAUGCUUGGUGUUCUUCAAGCUGUUGUCCUUAUUUUCACUGCAACGCCGCUCUUGAACAUCAUGGGUGUCAAAUCUGGUUCGGCAAUGCUAGUACCGGCACAAAAGUAUUUAGUACUGAGGUCAUUCGGUUCACCAGCAGUUCUUCUAUCAUUAGCAAUGCAAGGAGUAUUCCGUGGCUUAAAAGACACUAAAACUCCCUUAUAUGCCACAGUUGCUGGAGAUGUAGCAAAUAUCAUCCUGGACCCAAUAUUCAUCUUUGUGUGCAAGUGGGGAGUCAGUGGUGCAGCCAUUGCUCAUGUUAUUUCGCAGUACUUGAUUUCACUGAUCCUGCUGCUGAAACUCAUGAAAAUGAUCCAUCUCAUGCCUCCAAGCGUAAAAGACUUGCAAUUCAACCGCUUCCUAAAGAACGGUUUUGUACUGUUAGCUAAAGUGAUAGCAGCAACAAUAUGCGUGACCUUCGCCGCGUCAAGGGCUGCCCGCCUCGGUUCAACCCCUAUGGCUGCUUUCCAGAUAUGCCUACAAGUCUGGCUCACAUCUUCACUUCUUGCCGAUGGCUUGGCCAUUGCCGGACAGGCCAUCAUUGCUACUGCAUUUGCUGAGAAGGAUUAUCACAAGGCAACCAGUGCCGCGACCAGGGUCUUGCAGAUGAGCUUCUUCCUCGGGAUAGGGCUGGCGGGGGUUGUUGGGGCUGGUUUGUACUUUGGAGACACAAUCUUCACUAAAGAUCGUAACGUUCUCCGUGUCAUAAGCAUAGGAAUCCCGUUCGUUGCCGCGACACAACCAAUCAACUCCAUUGCCUUUGUGUUUGAUGGUGUCAACUUUGGUGCAUCGGAUUUCAAGUUCUCUUCCUAUUCCAUGGUUUUGGUAGCCGCAGCAACCCUUCCCACCGUAUAUUUUCUGUCGAAAUCAGGAGGAUUUGUUGGGAUUUGGGUUGCUCUAACCAUGUUUAUGGGGUUAAGAACUGUUGCUGGGAUUUGGAGGAUGGGCACUGCAACCGGUCCUUGGCGAUUUCUCAAAGGCUCACUUAAAUUAUAGGAUUAAUUUCCCACCCAAAUUGCACGCAUGCCCAUAUUUACUGUGAUUUGGGCUCUUCUUAUGUCUAUUUUCUGGCUAGAUGAAGAAGAAGGGGGGAAAAAAGACAAAGACCGGAACUUGUAGGUCCACUACUUCACAGUCUUUCUAGGUCCACUUCUUUGCAUGUAUUACAUUGUAAAGACCCUCAGGCAAAAUAAAUAUUAGGAGAACCACUGGAUCGUACGUAUGCUUUCUAAAAUUUUGAUGGAAAUAAAAUUUAGAGUUUUACUGUGUGAAAUUUGAUAUUGGCGUGAACUAAAGGACAGGAAUAAUUAAGACCAUAUAUUUGGUUCAACUUCACUGUGUGAAGUCUAAUCUACAGUGAAAUAGAGGUGCAGC